Messenger RNA from Trifolium pratense (red clover), 4361 nucleotides. RefSeq names its product receptor-like protein kinase. The transcript is spliced from 2 exons. The coding region runs from base 404 to 3871 and encodes 1155 amino acids. The record is from RefSeq and is a predicted model, not a curated record. NCBI's taxonomy places the organism in Eukaryota, Viridiplantae, Streptophyta, Magnoliopsida, Fabales, Fabaceae. Gene Ontology annotation, biological process: protein phosphorylation. Gene Ontology annotation, molecular function: protein binding; protein kinase activity; ATP binding.
AUGGCAUACAGAAGGAAACACAACUGUGGUGGAGGAUCAUUCUCCACUCCACGACAGACCACAGACUAUCCCUUAUGACCAAGAUUUCCCAUUCACAUUGCAACUCUACCAAACAACUUUAAUAUGUUAUGUCAAUUAAAAACUGUACAAUCAUGGCCACAAUCAUAUCAACAAGAUGAGAAUUAAAUGAACUAGAGAGAUCAUACAAGGAACAUAAACAUGAAUGAGGUUAGCAUGUAGUUUCCUUGUCAGUUCCUCAAGUUAGUUCAGUUUUAAUUUCUUAGUAGACACCUCAAACAACAAAACAAUCUCAUUCAUCAGUACUAAAUUUUUUCAUUGGAAUGUGAUAAGGUAAGUGCUACUUAUUCUGUUGAAAGUUGCAACCUACAACCUUGACUAAUAAAUGACAUAUAGAACUAGUUUUAGCAGUAGAAUUGCUACCCUCUUGUUAUUGACUAUUUCCUUCUUGCAUGGUGCUACUACUCUUACCUCUGAUGGGUUGACUCUGUUGUUAUUGAUGAGAAAGUGGACUUCUGUUCCUCCUCACAUCAAUUCUAGCUGGAAUUCUUCUGAUUCCAAUCCAUGUUCAUGGGUUGGUGUUCAAUGUGACCAUACCCAUAACGUCAUUUCCCUUAAUCUCACUAGUCAUGGGAUUUUUGGUCAACUUGGACCGGAAAUUGGAAACCUUUAUCACUUGCAGACCCUUUUGUUGUUGGGUAAUGGUUUCUCAGGAAAAGUGCCUUUAGAGUUAAGCAACUGUAGUUUGCUUGAGAAUUUAGAUCUUUCUGAGAACAGAUUUAGUGGAAAGAUACCGUAUAGUUUGAAAAAGUUGCAAAAUUUACAGUUAAUAAGAUUGUCUUCCAAUAUACUGACUGGCGAAAUUCCAGAUUCUUUGUUUGAAAUUCCUUCCCUUAAAGAAGUGAGUCUACACAGUAACCUACUUAGUGGUCCUAUUCCAACCAAUAUUGGAAACUUGACAAAUCUGUUAAGGUUGUAUCUAUAUGGUAAUCAGUUGUCAGGGGCUAUUCCUUCAUCUCUUGGUAAUUGCAGUAAGCUAGAGGACCUUCAACUGUCUUUCAACCGUUUGAGAGGCGAAAUUCCAGUCACUAUUUGGAGAAUUCCUAGUCUUGUGCACAUCUUGGUUCACAACAAUAGCCUCUCUGGGGAACUACCUUUUGAAAUGACAAACCUUAAGUAUCUAAAAAAUAUCUCAUUGUUUGAAAAUCAGUUCUCAGGAGUCAUACCUCAAAGCUUGGGAAUCAACAGCAGAAUAGUGAAGUUGGACUGUAUGAAUAACAAGUUCAGUGGUAAUAUCCCACCAAAUCUUUGCUUUGGAAAGAAUUUGCGCGAGCUCAAUAUGGGAAGAAAUCAAUUUCAAGGUGGCAUACCUUCUGGUAUAGGAAGAUGUGCAACUCUAAGGAGGUUGAUUCUCAAUGAGAAUAGUUUCAGUGGACUUCUUCCCGAGUUUGAAAGCAAUUUGAAUCUGAAAUACAUGGACAUGGGCAAGAACAAUAUUAGUGGACAGAUUCCAUCAAGUUUGGGAAAUUGCACAAAGCUCACAUACAUUAAUUUGUCAUGGAACAAAUUUGUAGGGCCAAUACCAUCAGAUCUUGGAAAUCUUGUGAAUCUUGUGAUUUUGGAUCUUGCUCACAACAACUUGGUAGGUCCUUUUCCACCUCAGCUGUCAAAUUGUACUAAAAUGGAUCGUUUGAAUGUGGGAUUCAAUUUCCUAAAUGGAUCGUUCCCUUCAAGUUUAAGAAGUUGGACAGGCAUAACCACAUUGGUAUUAAGAGAAAAUUACUUCACAGGAGGUAUCCCGGGGUUUUUGGCAGAAUUUAGCAACCUUCGCGAGUUACAACUUGGUGGAAAUUUGUUUGGAGGCAAAAUACCUCGAACAAUGGGAACAAUGCACAAUCUGUUCUAUGGAUUGAAUUUGAGUGCUAAUGGCUUGUCAGGUGACAUUCCUGCAGAAAUUGGGAAGCUUAAACUGCUGCAAAGUCUAGACAUAUCCUCAAACAAUUUGACAGGAAGUAUAGAUGCUAUUGAAGGUCUUGUUUCAUUAAUUGAAAUCAAUAUUUCUUACAAUCUCUUCAAUGGUUCUGUACCAACAGGUCUAACGAAGUUAUUGAAUUCCUCACCAUCUUCAUUCAUCGGUAACCCUCUCCUUUGUUUCAGUUGUUUGAGUUGCAUUGAAACUAGUUUUGUUAAUCCAUGUGUCUACAAAUCAAGUAAUCACAAAAGCAUCAGUACUGUUCAAAUUGUGAUGAUAGAACUUGGAUCCUCGAUAUUUAUUACUGUUGUGAUCCUAAUAAUAAUUCGAAUUUAUUUCCUCAAGAUGUCAUGUUCCCCACUGGUGAUGGUGUUGAAGGCUAUGGCUAAAUUAUACGAUUGCUAUAAUUUUGGCAGAGGAAUUGUGCAUAAAAGCCAGCAGGGCCGAGAAUCGGAAAUGGCGUCUGAUCUUAAGCAACAGUCUGAUAUUGAAAGAGGAGCUACACUUAGCCAACAGUCUUACAAUGAAAGAGGAGCUGCUCCGGCGUCCGAGUUUAGCAAAUGGUCCUAUUAUAUUGAAAAAGGAGUUGGAAGGAUUGGAGUCACAUAUGCUCGAGAAUUCAAUAUCUCAGGCAAAGAGAAGUCGCGUACCCUUAAGGAUGUAGUGUUGGAGGCUACUGAAAAUCUAAAUCAACGGUAUAUUAUUGGCAAGGGAGGACAUGGUACUGUGUACAAAGCCAUAAUUGGUCAACAGAUUUUUGCUGUAAAGAAGGUUGAAUUUGGACGGAACAAGAAAAAGCGGCUAAGUAUCAUACGUAAUGAAAUUGAAGUCCUUGGGAUGUUUAAGCAUCGAAAUUUGUUGAAACAUGCAGACUACUGGAUUGGUGAGGAAUAUGGUUUAGUCUUAUGUGAAUUCAUGAAAAAUGGAAGCCUUCAUGAUAUUUUGCAUGAAAAGAAACCACCACCACCGUUAACAUGGAAUGUUCGGUGUAAAAUAGCUGUUGGAAUUGCUCAAGGACUACUAUAUCUGCAUUAUGAUUGUGUUCCACGAAUAGUGCACCGAGACAUAAAACCAAAGAACAUACUUGUUGACGACAAUAUGGAGCCUAUCAUAGCUGAUUUUGGCACUGCCCUAUGCAAGAAGGUGUUAGAGGAUUCUAAUAGUCAUUCAACAAUCCGGAAAAUGCUUUCGUCACACGUUGUUGGUACUCCUGGCUAUAUUGCACCGGAGAAUGCAUAUGAUAUUGUGCCGGGAAGAAAGUCGGAUGUAUAUAGCUAUGGAGUUGUUUUGCUCGAGCUAUUAACCAGAAAGAAACUGUUAGUCCCGUCUUUGAAUGAUGAGGCAGAGGAUACCCCCUUAGUGAUCUGGGCUAGAUCUGUAUGGAUGGAAACAGGCAAAAUUGAGAAGAUUGUUGAUCCAUACCUUGCAAGUGAAUUUUCCAGUUCAGUAGCAAUAGCCAAGCAAGUUGCUGCAGUCCUUUCAUUGGCAUUCCGAUGCAUAGAGAAGGAUCCAGGAAAGAGGCCGAACAUGAAAGGUGUUAUUAGCAUUUAUAAUAAGAACUUGUUUAAGCUGAGGCGUGAUGAGGUUCAAUAUGUCGAUGUGCUUGCAAUUAAACUGAUGGGAAAUGGUAAGUUGCAGGCAGACAAGUUUGUUCGGAUAGCUUCUCUAAUUGUUCCAAAAAUAACCUAUUCUUCGCGUAGUUUAAUCUUCCUUUCCUCUAUCACUGGUCCAAUACUCACCAAACCUUUCAACUGGUUUUUCCUUUUACGUUGGGGUCAAUAUAGGCAUCUGCAGAAAUCCUUGUACUCACAGACCAAAUCAUACUACUCUAUAACUAUAAACACUGAUCAAACCGAGGCCACUGUCCAAAUUAGUGUAUAGUUGUGGCAAAAAUUCCAAAGGUAGGCGCCAAAAGCGAAUAGAGCACUUCAGAAAUUGAUGUGGAAAGAUGGUGGAUUGUAUGUGACUGCAGCACAUUGGUAUUGAGGGAAAAUGACUUCAUGGGUGGUAUACCGGGCUUUUUGGCAGAAUUUAGCAACCUUCGCGAGUUAAAACUUUGUGGAAUUUUGUUUGGAGGCAAAAUUCUUCGAUCAAUGGGAACAUUGCGCAGUCUGUUCCAUGGAUUAAAUUUGAGUGUUAAUGGAUUGUCAGGUGACAUUCCUGCAUAAAUUGGGAAGCUAAAACUGCUGCAAAGUCUAGACAUAUCCUCGAUCAAUUUGACAGGAAGCAUAGUUUCUCUUUGAAAGUCUUGUUUCAUUAAUUGAAAUCAAUAUUUCUUACAAUCUCUUCAAUGGUUCUGUACCAAAAGGUCUAAUGAAGUUAUUGAAUUUCUCACCAUCCUCAUUUAUGGGUAAUCAUCUCCUAUGUGUUA